This is a messenger RNA of Triplophysa rosa, 1299 nucleotides long. RefSeq names its product malate dehydrogenase 2, NAD (mitochondrial) (gene mdh2). Gene Ontology annotation, cellular component: cytoplasm; mitochondrion. Lineage: Eukaryota; Metazoa; Chordata; Actinopteri; Cypriniformes; Nemacheilidae. Gene Ontology annotation, molecular function: L-malate dehydrogenase (NAD+) activity. The record is from RefSeq and is a predicted model, not a curated record. Gene Ontology annotation, biological process: malate metabolic process; tricarboxylic acid cycle. Bases 117 to 1130 code for a protein of 337 amino acids. The transcript has 9 exons.
CCGUAGGCUCGUUCUCGACCGGUUGCCUUGUUAGAGGACGUUGGAGUCACAGUCAGGAGGGGCGCUGCAUCAAAUAUUCAUUUUAAAACAGAAAAUACUCUCAAAUUCAACCUAACAUGUUCUCCCGCAUUGCCAGACCAACAGCUACCCUCGCCCGGAGCUUGUCCACAUCCUCCCAGAAUAAUGCAAAGGUAGCUGUGUUGGGUGCCUCAGGUGGCAUCGGGCAGCCCCUGUCCCUCCUGUUGAAGAACAGCCCUUUAGUGAGCCAGCUUUCCCUUUAUGAUAUCGCCCACACUCCUGGAGUGGCUGCUGACCUCAGCCACAUUGAGACAAGAGCCCACGUCACAGGGUACAUGGGGCCAGAUCAGCUGGGUGAUGCGUUGAAAGGCUGUGAAGUUGUUGUCAUCCCUGCCGGUGUCCCAAGGAAGCCUGGUAUGACCCGUGAUGAUCUGUUCAACACCAAUGCCACCAUUGUGGCCACACUAGCUGAUGCCUGUGCCCGCCAUUGCCCUCAGGCCAUGAUUUGCAUAAUUUCAAACCCAGUGAACUCUACUAUCCCCAUUACAUCAGAAAUUAUGAAGAAGCAUGGUGUGUACAACCCCAACAGAGUCUUUGGUGUCACAACACUGGACAUUGUCAGAGCAAACACUUUUGUCGCUGAGCUUAAAGGUCUUGACCCUGCCAGAGUCAAUGUGCCUGUUGUCGGAGGUCAUGCAGGAAAGACCAUCAUUCCUCUCAUUUCACAGUGCACCCCCAAGGUUGAGUUCCCUGCAGAACAGCUGUCUGCUUUGACCGGCAGGAUUCAGGAAGCUGGAACUGAGGUUGUGAAGGCUAAAGCUGGUGCAGGCUCUGCCACGUUGUCCAUGGCCUACGCUGGAGCAAGGUUCACAUUCUCUCUCCUGGACGCCAUGAACGGAAAGGAGGGUGUUGUUGAAUGUGCGUUUGUGAGAUCUGAGGAGACUGAAUGUAAAUACUUCUCUACACCUCUGCUGUUGGGGAAAAAUGGCAUUGAGAAGAACCUCGGCCUUGGCAAGCUCUCAGCCUUUGAGGAGAAGCUGGUUGCUGAAGCUAUGGAUGAGCUAAAGGGCUCCAUCAAGAAAGGAGAAGACUUUGCUGCAAAGAUGAAGUGAUCUGUUUUUGCAUUACCGUCUGUGGAAUAUCAUUUAUUUAUAUAGUCGAGUCCUUGUAUGUCAACUGGGUUUCCUCGAAAUGUAUUUUCAUCAUGUUGAAAGAGCAGCCAGUGUUUAUACUGAUUACAUGGUCAAAUCCAACCAUCAAUAAAACUGUCUGCUUAACCAA